Molecule: messenger RNA, 264 nt
Organism: Funneliformis geosporum
Lineage: Eukaryota; Fungi; Glomeromycota; Glomeromycetes; Glomerales; Glomeraceae
Source: the annotation of a GenBank genome assembly
AUGAGAACUGAUAAUUCUGAGUCAUUUGAAAACGUUGCACGUCAGACAGAAGGUUGGCAAUAUGACUUCAGACAAACUGAAGGGAGUUGCACACCAAUUUCGGAUGGCGAACCCUCAUUUUCAGAAGGCGAGUUAGAGAAAGUGUUAAAAACCGAGUUAAAGAAAAAUAUAAAAUUUUCAGUGAAUAAGAAAUUUCAAAGAACUAACUUAGCGAUUGUUGAAAAGGAAAAAAUCGAAAAAACAACAGAUGAUUUAGUGAUUUAA